Messenger RNA from Exophiala xenobiotica, 1874 nucleotides. RefSeq lists its product as uncharacterized. The coding region runs from base 329 to 1657 and encodes 442 amino acids. Gene Ontology annotation, biological process: carbohydrate metabolic process; fungal-type cell wall organization. Gene Ontology annotation, cellular component: fungal-type cell wall. Lineage: Eukaryota; Fungi; Ascomycota; Eurotiomycetes; Chaetothyriales; Herpotrichiellaceae. Gene Ontology annotation, molecular function: hydrolase activity, hydrolyzing O-glycosyl compounds; glycosyltransferase activity; chitin binding. The transcript is spliced from 3 exons. The record is from RefSeq and is a predicted model, not a curated record.
CUUUUCCUGCUUUUUCACUCACUCCAUACAUCCAUCACUCGAUUUCAUCCACGAUCUCAAUUGUAAUCUGCUAUUUUCUUCAAGCGUUGCGGCUGUUUUUCUUUGUUCCUUGUCAGCAUCGCAUCACUCUCGCUAUACGCAAAUCACGUCUUUCGCUGAAGGUGGCCUUUGUUCAGCAAUUUCCCGAACCCUCAGGCCAUCCUUGAAUUCCUCCCACUCGCUUACCCACAUUGGAAUCCUUCCUCUGUACCACCAAAUCCAUCUUGUCAUACAUCAUAACACCUCCGUUCGAGUUUUGACGUCCUUUCAUUGACGACCGCAUACGAACAUGGCUGGCCGCGUCUGGCUUCUACUGGCUUUUUUGGCACCUGCAGUGUUUGCUGCGACAACCUGCGGUGGUGGUACUCAGUGCCCGGAAGAUACCCCUUGCUGCUCACAGUACGGCCAAUGUGGUGUCGGCGCCUACUGUCUAGGAGGUUGUGACCCCGUCAACUCCUUCUCCCUCGAUGCCUGCGUACCUGCACCUGUUUGUCAAUCGAAAACCUACAAGUUUGACAACCUCGAUGGUGUUGUAUCGAACACAAAAUACUUGGGAGAUGCAAGCAAGGCUGAUUGGGUUUCAUCUGGCACGCCAUUAUCUUACGAUGGCUCAGUCCUACUUACCAUGGCUGAAGGAACUGUUGGAACACUAUUGGCGAGCACAACCUACGUUUGGUAUGGAAAAGUGUCGGCCAAGUUCAGCACGUCUGCCGGUGCCGGUGUUGUGACGGCGUUCAUUCUGCUGGGUGACUCCAAGGACGAAAUUGAUUUCGAAUUCGUUGGUGUUGAACUCGAAAGUGCUCAAACCAACUUUUACUCGCAGGGCGUGACAAACUAUAACAACGGCGGUAAUACGACCGGCUUGUCUGACGUCCACGCGAACAUGCACGAGUAUGAAAUCGACUGGCAAUACGAUACCAUCACCUGGUCGAUCGACGGCAAAGUUGUCCGCACGCUCGACCGAGAUUCGACCUGGAACGCCACUGCCAACCGAUACUCCUACCCCCAAACACCAUGCCGAGUGCAGCUGUCACUCUGGCCUGGUGGUCUGUCGACCAACGGGAAAGGUACCAUCGACUGGGCUGGUGGUCUUGUCCAAUGGGACUCUCAGUAUAUGGAGAACGGAUACUACUAUGCCACAUUCGACGAGGUCAGCGUACAAUGUUACGAUCCUCCCAGUAACGCCAAUAUCAAUGGGUCAAAGUCUUAUAUCUUCACCGACGAUACCAUGACGAACAGCACUGUUGAAAUCACCGACGAGAACACCGUGCUCAAAUCUUUCCUGGCGACUGGUCUGAACAUGACGCUCGGAUCCAGCGCCUCUGCUAGUGCCAGCGGCUCUGCGAAGACAAGCGACGUUGAGACUGUGCCGGGGUUGAGUGGUGGGGGCACCGGCAACAACGGCCAGCGUGGAGAUAACACUACCGACAGCAGUAGUAGCAGUGAUUCAGGAAGCAGCUCUGCCAGCGCAACUGGUAGUGCGUCAACUGGAUUCGUUCAGGGUGACGGCAGUGGUUCAGGUAGUGGAGCAGGUCAGCUCGGCGGCAACAGCGAGGCUGUUCUGAGAGGAAGUCUGUUCGCUGUUGUUAUUGCCCUUAUUGGGCUUUGCGUCUUGUAAUUUGAUGAGUAUCUCGAUAGCAUAGUGGCAUUUACCGGUCCUAAUGGUUGCAUUGAAUCUUUUUUGGGUCCUGCAUGGCGAGGAAUCUUGAAUUAUAUCGCUAUCAAUGAACCGUAUGGAAUUUCCAGACCGUUAUCACGAGAGCAUAUACCCGAAUGUUACUGCAAGUGAUGGAGCUGAAGAAAUAAGCUAUUCGUAGUCUGCAAGAGCCAAUCCU